GAUGGUUCAAAUAAAAAGUUUGGGUUUUUUUCAGUUGGGCAAGAAGUUGCUGUCCAGGGGGCGUGGUCUCAGUGCCGUGGGCGUGUCCACAUUCCAGGAAAGGUAUAAAGCUCGGCUUGACAGGACUUUGUCAAGAAAAGAAAGAAGUGAAAUGUAUUCUCAGCCGAGUUCCACGAUGACGCUCCACAGGCGGGAAAGCUUCGCCUCGUCUCGGCUGUCGAACCGCAGCACGGAGCCCGAAAUCUUCACCUUCGAGCAGAUUCACACCCAAGCCACCGCCGUGCCCUCCUACGUGCCCAUCCGGGCCAAGAAGCGCUGCACCCGGGUCAUGUACCCCGCUAAGGUCCGCAUGCACCUCCCGCCCCCGGAGAAGAGCCCGGCCAAGCGCUGGCUGCUGGUUCUGAUUCUGGUGGUUCUGUGGCAGAUCUACACCGAGGAGCCUUGCGUCGACACGCCGCCGAGCGGCGCCCACGUCCCGGCGGGCGACUACCAGGCCUUCGCCGCCAGGACAGCUGCUCCUGCGGCCGCUACGAGCUACUGCGAGGCGGACGCUCCGGUCGAACCCAGCGCGGUCCACGACCGCACCGGGCCCGCGGGCGGCCAGCAGGGCGCCGGGAACAGCUACAUGGUGGCCCUACUGGUCUACCACAGACUGGGCAGCGACAAGUAAAAGUCUGGACGGGCUCCGCCCUGAAAGCCGACCGACCGAACUCGUGAAGGAGCCGAGAGGACUCCGCGCAACCGCCGAAGGAGCUCCGUGCGCCGGCCUGGUGCCUGCCGGCGGCCCGCGGGGGCCGCGGAGCCCUGAGGUGGAAAAGAGCUGAAAGAACCUUGAAGAAGAAGAAGUCUUAAAGACUCUGAGAAACUUGAAUUGGUCAUUUACUGACUUGCUGCACUCACUGGCCACGAGGCCAACAUGUCGUGUCCUAUUUAUUAACGUUAUUUGCUAUUUAUUCAACACUUGUAAUAAAACACA
This is a messenger RNA of Dunckerocampus dactyliophorus (ringed pipefish), 976 nucleotides long. RefSeq names its product immediate early response 3 (gene ier3). The record is from RefSeq and is a predicted model, not a curated record. Lineage: Eukaryota; Metazoa; Chordata; Actinopteri; Syngnathiformes; Syngnathidae. Gene Ontology annotation, biological process: negative regulation of apoptotic process. The transcript has a single exon. The coding region runs from base 2 to 670 and encodes 222 amino acids.